Pygoscelis adeliae (Adelie penguin) is the source of this 4539-nucleotide messenger RNA. It is a transcript of the gene GGPS1, whose product is annotated as geranylgeranyl diphosphate synthase 1. The coding region runs from base 102 to 1001 and encodes 299 amino acids. The record is from RefSeq and is a predicted model, not a curated record. Gene Ontology annotation, biological process: isoprenoid biosynthetic process. Gene Ontology annotation, molecular function: prenyltransferase activity. Lineage: Eukaryota; Metazoa; Chordata; Aves; Sphenisciformes; Spheniscidae. The transcript has 4 exons.
AGGUUAGCCUGCAGCUUAAAAACCCUUCCUGCCUGUGUGCUGUCACAGCAUGGUGCGACGACUUCGACAGCCCAGUGAACUACCUCUUAUGAAAUAAAGAAAUGGAUGGGAUGGAUGAAACAUCUAAAAGAAUCCUAGAGCCAUACCAGUAUUUACUUCAACUACCAGGUAAGCAAGUGAGAACCAAACUGUCACAGGCCUUUAAUCACUGGCUGAAUGUUCCAGAAGAUAAAAUACAGGUUAUCAUCGAAGUGACAGAGAUGUUGCACAAUGCAAGCCUACUUGUGGAUGAUAUUGAAGAUAACUCAAAGCUACGACGGGGCUUUCCAGUGGCACACAGUAUCUAUGGUAUUCCAUCUGUAAUCAACUGUGCUAAUUAUGUGUAUUUCCUUGGCUUAGAGAAGGUUUUAACCCUUGAUCAUCCAGAUGCUGUUAAAGUUUUUACCCGUCAACUUCUGGAACUCCAUAAAGGUCAAGGCUUGGAUAUUUACUGGAGGGAUACUUACACGUGUCCUACAGAAGCUGAAUAUAAAGCUAUGGUACUGCAAAAGACAGGUGGUCUCUUUGGAUUAGCUGUAGGCCUCAUGCAGCUGUUCUCAAAUUAUAAAAAAGACUUAAAGCCACUUCUUAACACGCUUGGCCUCUUCUUCCAGAUAAGAGAUGACUAUGCCAACUUGCACUCCAAAGAAUAUAGUGAAAACAAGAGUUUUUGUGAAGACUUAACUGAGGGCAAGUUCUCAUUCCCAACCAUUCAUGCAAUUUGGUCAAGACCUGAAAGUACUCAGGUGCAAAACAUUUUACGUCAAAGGACAGAGAACAUAGAUAUAAAAAAAUACUGUGUACAUUACCUUGAAAAUGUGGGUUCCUUUGAGUACACUCGGAAUACAUUGAAAGAGCUUGAAUCUGAAGCCUAUAAACAAAUUGAAUCACUUGGGGGAAACCCUGAGCUUGUAGCACUAGUUGAACAGCUGAGCAAAAUGUUCAAAGAAACUGAAAAUUAAAAAUUUAACUCCUGGGAGUGAAUUAAAACUCUUUUGAAAAUGGGAAAACAACCAGACUAUCUGAGAGGUGUGAUAAUCAGUCUCACUUAAAACUUUCUCUUGUAGCCACAUUACAAAAAUUACUGUUAAAAACAAUUUGUCACUGAGUAUUGAAAUAUAUACCCUAUUAUCUAUACAGUCUUAACUGUAACUGCUUGCAGAUGGUUUUGUUAAAACAGAUGUACUAGAACUGAAACAAGUUUUGAAUCUAAAUGUGAUCAUCUUUACACAAUCAUCAGCAUUAUUUCAGGCCUAGAGCUCUCAUAUCUUUAACCAGGUUACUGUAGGUUUCUGGCUGACAUUGUGUUAAAUCAGAUUGACUUCAGUGUAUUGUGCAUUCUCAAACAAUGCUCUAAUAAACCAAAAUGUACAAUGUUAAAGAACAAAAGAAGAUACUUGCAACCACAAUGCACAUAAAACUGUUGUGUGAUAUUUCCAAGUUAGACUUGUGGAGAUCAGAUGGAUCAGCUUACUAAGUUCUAAAGUGAAUAUCCUAUCCAGCUUCUGGGGAUAUUUUCAGGGGAAUGUGAAUUAUGAAUGAUAGUAUUUCAUAUGCAAAUAAGACUAAUGUUUAGUCUGAAAUUGUAGCUUUAUAAAGAUUUCUGAGUACCUUAGAGGAAAGAUUCCAUUGCAUCGGCAAAGCAUAAAUUUGCUGCUGAUUCCAGCUCUGCAGUGAAUAAUUUUGAUUGCCUGGUUUUAGAUUUUUAAACUGUCAAAUAUUUUGUAGCCAGGGACUUAAAUCUAUGCAUUAGAGCUCAUACAUGUGACUGUAAAUAGCACCAUGGUAAGCUGCUACUAGAAAUGGAAUGGGAUUCACACCAGGUAACUUCAGGACACCGUAAUUGGUGCAGGUCUCUUUAAUCUCUGCUUAUAAUUGAGAGGGGCUUCUCCAGGAGUUGAUUCAUAAUUCAUACUGCAUUCCUGUUCUGAAUUGCUAUCUGGAGGCAUGUUAUAGGACUCUCCAAACAGACAAGUCUGUAAUUUUUUGCUAAAACAAAGCACAGCAUCUUGUUCUACAAGCUAUAAUACCACUUCAGUUCUGUUAAUUGCUUAAGUAGUGCUUUAAAAUCAUGUACACAGGCAUACUGAAGUAGAACUGAAACUGAGAGCUAGAUUAAGGGGGGAGGGCUGAUAAGUGACAAAACCUUCUGCUCAUCUGUAUAUAAAUAUAUAUAAAGGUGAACAAAACAUAAGCAGAGAUGUUUGUUCUUGGCUGGGCUGGCUUUAAUCGGGUUCACUUUCCUUAGUCUUCACAGCUGCAUAAAGCUUUGCUUUGAUGUAGGGAGGUCAUGGUUUGGAUCAAAGGUGUAGGACUGGUGCUAUCAAUGGUGGUGUUAGCUCAAGCAUACUUUCAAAAGAAACGGCCAGAGGUACUUGGCUUCUGACAACUGAAGGAUAGUUUUAUGCAGGUGUUCAUUGACUGUACCUGGAAAGCAGGAAGAGUCAUGGUCUCAACCCACUGAGAAAACUAACUGAAGAAGGUUGCUGUAAUGUCUUCCCUGGGCAGCCUUAAGGUUCUUUUGACAGUGAUCAAGCAUGAAAAAAUUCAGGAUGACUGCUUUCAGUCAGAGAUUAUGUAGUUAUGGAUGAUAGCCUGUCCCUUUUAUCUGCACGCUGAGGAGGAAUCUUUGCUCUGUGAUUAGGCACAGAGUAAUAGCCUUUUCACUGAAUGGACCUGGUCGCCAGGACUGAAUAGCUGAAAGUUGGUGAAAGGUGUCUUUUUUUAAUGUUAAUGAUAGUGAAUUGUAAUUCCUUUUUUAUAACUUGCAGUGCUUAGUAGUAAGCCUGUACAUUUUUAAUGUUUUAUGAGAAAAUACUAUCUGCAACAAAGUACAAUGUUUUUGUGCCAUGUCUUGGGAGCUUCUAAGCAUUGUUGCAGCUAAUGUUGAAUGGGGGAGAGCACUGGAAAAACUAUUGUUGUCAGGAGAAUCUCCUAGUCUUACUGUAAAAGAUAUCCUUGUGCCUAUUAGGAUAUUGUAACUAAUGUAUGCAAUGCAAAGUGCACUUAGUGCCAUUUCAUGUCUGCUCAGUUGCUGGAUGUAAACAGUUUUGUGGAAUCAAACUUUCCUAAUGAGGUAGCUUUUCUUAUUUUUAUAUAAAACUUCUCUACCAUCUGACACUUCUGCUAUGUCAUCACUUCUUUGGUUCAUUCUGGCAACUCACCCCAGUAUUUAUUCUAAUACUAUAUCUUGUAGAACAUGCCUCCAUUAACUUAGGAGAAAGUACAUUGGAAGUUUUCCAGCUGCAGGCUCUUCAAACCACAAAUGGUUAAGAAGGGAAAAGGUAUCCCAGGAAAAGAAAGCUGGACCAACAAGAAACCAUACAGCUCUGUCUUGCUAUUCUGCCUUCAAGGCUUUUGAUACCAGUAUUCAAAGCAUAUCCUGAAGGUGUAUCUUAAAAGGCCCACAAGCAGGGUAUCAUUGCUCUUCACUUUGGUUAGGAUGAACUGGGGCCUCUGAGGGUUUUUCUUGAUGUAUUCAGGAGUUGGAAGAGGCUGGGAUCUUUCCCCUUCAUCUGUUAAGCAGGUAGAGCAUCUUUAAGUAUUAAGUGUCAGCAGUGAUGAUGCUCCAUAGUCAAGGUAGAUUUUAUAUUUGGUGCCAUAAGAUGCGAGUGCGCACCUUCAUCAGUGUUCUCCAAUAUUGGCUCUGGUACAAUCUCCUGGUGUUAAGCCAUGCUAGGAAAAUCACUUCCUUAAAGCAGCAUGAGAGUUCUUGUGGCUGCAGAAUUAGUUUAGUUGUAUAAGCGCUGCUCUCUGUUGCUAUGCCUCCCACAACAUGGGGAGUAGGGUUUUUCCUCAUCUUCACAAGAGAUGCAUUGCUGUGGAAUGGAAAUCUGAGUUGCAAGUGGAAAUGCCCACGGGGAAGUAAAGGGGAUGCUGGUUUCAAUGUCAGUCCCUUUGAGCCAGAACUGUUCCCCUUGCCUUCCUACCAUUGCCAGCAAGUUCCACUUUGAUCAGGUUACCAGUGCAUUUCUUGGGGGUGUUAGCUCUUGCAGUGUGUAUAAAGGGAAAUGCAUUUAUGCAUUUUUUAUUUUUAUGCAUAUUUAUAAUGCAAAGUCUCCAGCAUUUCCCCCCUACCUCAAUCUGUUUUCUGAUUGUGUGCUUGCUUGGAUGUAAAUGAAUGCUGUCACCUGUCUUUGAGUGGCCAGCCAUUGGAUGGGACAUCUGUCUGCUCCUUCAAAGGCUGAUGUUAUCCCCAUCAGUUAUAGUGAAAAUUGCCUAAUUUCAGGACCUUCCUGAGGAGGUAGCUUGUUUUCCACCUCUCCCUUUGAGCUCAGGCUGUUCAGGUACCCAGUAAGAGCAACUUUGUAUGUAUUGGCCAGUUGUUGAUACAAACAGCCUAAAAAUGUUCAUGGCAGCGGGAAAGUAGCUGUUGGUGCUUCUUUAUGCCUUCAACUUUAUGGUUGAUUUUGCUAAUUAUGAAAUAUCUAAAUGCCUCCAUGUGCUCUGGAAAUUUCCUAUACUAGUGGCUUCUUUCCCCAGUUAUUGUUAAAAUGCGAA